UUUCAAUCAGGAAUGCGAACAAUCAAUUCAGAGGUUCUUGAUAUGCAAGUACAUUGAUUUAUGCUAAAUUUGAUGCAGGAGACCCUUAAAAUAAAAAAUAGAUCAGAGACCCUUCUUGGAUAUUGUCUUUCAUUGAGACAACUGCCUCAUUUCCCCUCAGACCACAUAAGAGUUUAUCUCCCUCAUUUAGAUUUCACCUUCAUGCGCCCAAAAGUAUGAAAAUGAGAUUUGUUUUGAGUCAGGGACAGAACAACAUCAGGACACUUUAGGUAAAUUUAUGUAUCUUUUUCAGAAGGGAUUAAUCUUAUGAUCAUUGAACAUAGUUUAUACUUAUAGCAUAAAACUGGCUUUUUUUCACAUGAGAACACUGGUCAUUUACAAAAAACUUCCAAACCGAAAGCUAAGUAAAAAGAAUAAUAUUUGACGUCCCUGUUUCCCAGGCAAUAAGAAGUCAAUGGCUGACCAUCAAACACGAUCCUACACAUUCAUCGAUUCAAAAUACAUAUUGUCAUAACUUUUUCUAAUCUUGUCCUUGAGAGACACGAUAUGGAGCGGAACAUUCCGAGACCCUAAAUACCCCUGAGAAUCAUUUGUUAGCUAAGUUGACCAUACUUAGUGUCAGCAGUCUGGAUUGACCAGCAACUUAAUCUAGCCAAACAAUCUUUCAGAAUCGCCUCAGAAUACUCCCAACGGAAAUAUGCCAUGUUUCCGCAUUCAGUUUCAUACUUAUCGUCAAAUCCAAAAAAGCUUUGAUGAACAGAUAUUCGGUUCUUGUCUUCUCUACAAUUCUUUGAAGCAAAGGCCGACGCCACGAGCAACCAGAUCCACAUAUCCAGCCCAGGCCCGAAAAGACUAGCUGGAAGCAAUGCGUCUCUUCAAGGGAAAGGCAGCCAAGAUAUUUUUCGCUUCAAAGGAGGGAAAACUUGUGAGUUGGAUUAAGCUCGCCCGUCCAGGCCUCUCCGAUCUGCUUUUACCACUGACUUUUGCUGACAACACACGAGUUGCCAAUCCACAUGACAAUCAGAGACCAAGGAAAUAGAGCUGUCUCCAUCAACAAGAUGACAAAGUUGGUCUCCUCUCUUCGAGACGACAGGAGCAAAUGCUGCAGUGAAACAUCCCAGCAUCCUUUCCCGGCAACCGGUGUCUAAUGAACAACGUCCUCAAUGAAAUGUUUACACCCAAGUAUAGAAAGCAACAAGGUUCACGAGACGAAGUUUGAAGACCGUAUGAGCGAGCUGCUGAUGUCAUGGAUAUGACAAGGAAUGCCGUUCGUCAGAUGAUCAGGCGCACCGCACAUUCACAGCCAAUUGCAGGGCAACCAACUCCACCAAGACCACCAGUCCCAUUACCAUCACUAUCCUCAUCGCCAGCACUAUCAUGAGCUCCAUCGCCAUCAUGAGCUCCAUCGCCAUCACCAUUGUUCAGUACAGUCUCAUUCCACACAGCUAGCUGAAGAUGUGUUCGACUCUUUUACCAUCGGUACAAUUCGUCAAAUCCCCUUCCACGAAUACAUCGUCACGCUACGUUCACAACAAGUUCUUGUCAAAGGAAAGCUUUGCAAUUACUACUCUGACAAGAGAACUCUAAGAAGGAAGGCAUAUUACCUGAAGGCACAUCGGAAACUUCGUUUUGGAGAGUACUUCACAAGAUGGGAUUUCGAUAUAAGACGUCACACCGAAAAACGUAUGCUACAAAAGAGUCCCUAGACAUAGUGUGUAAAAGGAUCCGUGCUCUCAGGGCUCUCAAACAGUCUCGUGAAGAAGGAAAACAGGUGGUCUACUUAGACGAGACAUUGUUCACUACAAGGAUGAGCCACAACAAAGAAUGGGUGGACACAACUCAACCAUCCACAACUACCACAUAUAGCCGACAGGUUCCGCCAGGAGAUGGUGAACGCUUUGUCGUGGUAGCAGCUGGAACCAACAAGGGCAUUAUUGAAGAUUCAUUCCUUUGUUAUACAGCUGAGAAUAGCAGUGGGGACUACCAUGGUGAAAUGAACGCCGAACUCUUCGAGCGAUGGCUGACUACCAAAUUACUACCAUCAUUAGAAGAGCCAUCAGUUCUCGUUAUCGACAAUGCUCCUUACCACAGUCACCCUACAGAGGAGAGCCACUGUCCAACUACUGGCAUCAAAAAAGGCGCUCUAAUAAAAUGGUUGCAGCAGCGCAAUAUCACAUACCCACCACAAGCUUUGCGACCUGAACUGCUGAAGAUAUGCAAGGAAAAAUCAACCACCUCCCAGAUUCACAGUGGACAAUACCAUUCGCCUGUGGGGUCAUGAAGUAGUGUGGCUACCACCAGCACACCCAGAUCUAAAUGCUAUUGAGCAAAUAUGGGGUGUCAUGAAGAAGUGCGUUCGAUCAUCCCUUCACCAUUUUACACGAACGGACCUCAAUGCAAGAUUGAAUGAAGCAAAGUUGUGUGUGACAGAGGACGUGCGGGCAAAUGCUGUUCUGCUCUCUGAAUGCUUUGAGAGAGUAUUGGUCAUUAGAUAACAUCCAUGACAGUGUGCAUCCCAUCAUCAUAAGUCUCGCCAGUGACGACGAAGAGGAAGACUUUAUUUUAGACAGUUUUGAGGGGUAAUAAAAAGUGAAUAUAUAUAUAUAUAUAUAU
Molecule: messenger RNA, 2613 nt
Organism: Macrobrachium nipponense
Lineage: Eukaryota; Metazoa; Arthropoda; Malacostraca; Decapoda; Palaemonidae
Exons: 5
Coding region: 1649-2281 (210 amino acids)
Molecular function (GO): nucleic acid binding
Source: RefSeq, a predicted model, not a curated record